AUGGACCUCCAAUCUCCGACAUUUUCUUUCACUAUACCGUCCAUUCAUGACGGCUGCAAGCUGGAAUGUCGACUCUAUCUGCCGCACCAGCUCCAAGAUAUAGAACCAGAAGCAUCGGGAACCUCCUCAGCCACGUGCGGUGCGAUUGUCGCCCACCCUUACGCACCACUCGGUGGCUGCUACGAUGACCCAAUAGUGGGCUUUGUCGGUGGCGAGCUUUUACAGGCAGGGUACAUCGUGGGGACGUUCAACUUCCGCGGAGCUGGGGGCUCUGAAGGGCGGACCAGCUGGACUGCGAAGCCAGAACUGGGGGACUAUGUGUCCUUCUACGGGUUCAUGUUGAACUAUUUACACGAGGUGAAUGCGACACUCUUUACAGGACAGAAUGAGAUCCCUGCCAGCAAAGCCUCCAGGACAGAAUCCCGACGCGUCCACUUAGUCAUUGGGGGGUAUUCGUAUGGGUCGAUGGUCGCCUCGCAUGUUCCGACCCUUGAUGUCAUGCUGGACCUGUUCUGCGAUGGGACUGUGACACCGGCGGCGAUCGAUGAGAUUGGCAGAGCAGCCAGGAAGAUCGCUGUGCAGUCCACACGGCGGCCCCCAGCAAAUCCGGACCGCCACGCCGACCAACCGGGGCCCCGCGCGGCGACUACGAUCUCCUAUCUGCUUGUGUCACCCUUGCUGCCACCCGUGAGCCAGCUUCUGACUGUUUUCUCUGCCCUAUCAGUGAACGUGGGGGACCAGACAUCAGCUCAGGCCCGACCUGGGGGCCGUCCAGCCGACCAGCUGAGCGCGCACCGGACGCUCGCGCUAUUUGGGGACCAGGACACUUUCACCGCAGCCCGCAAAUUGCAGCGGUGGUCAGCCGAGAUGGCCCGCAUGCCGCAGAGCCAGUUCCGGGGCUGCGAAAUCGAGGGUGCGGGGCAUUUUUGGCGAGAGCAUGGGGUGGAGACUCGGGCGCGACAGUCUCUGCGAGAAUGGCUACGAUCUUAA
This is a messenger RNA of Penicillium canariense, 990 nucleotides long. RefSeq lists its product as uncharacterized. The transcript has 2 exons. Lineage: Eukaryota; Fungi; Ascomycota; Eurotiomycetes; Eurotiales; Aspergillaceae. The record is from RefSeq and is a predicted model, not a curated record. The coding region runs from base 1 to 990 and encodes 329 amino acids.